AUGGCCAAUUCUCCUCCUGCCUCUCCUAUUCCCACCGGCCAGCCGCGUCCCAUGAGCGCAAUGAUUCGACCUCCACGAAGCAACAGUCGCAUGAGUAUGAGCAGCAAACAGGGCGGUAGCAGGGCUUCAGAUGAGGAUACAAAGACGGCGGUGAAAGUCGCUGUUCGCGUUCGCCCGCCAUUGAAGUCCACCGAUCCAGGAUUCGAGUUGAUUCCACAGCGCUUUCAACGGUCAACAGUCCACGUCACAUCACCAACCAGCGUUGCUGUCGAUGCUCCGCAAGGUCGCAAGCUGUUUGUAUUCGAUAGAGUGUUUGCGGAAACAGUGGACCAGGAAGGCAUUUGGGAAUACCUACAGGACAGCGUCAACUCUUUCGUACAGGGUUACAAUGUUUCAAUUCUCGCAUACGGCCAGUCUGGCGCUGGCAAGUCUUACACCAUGGGCACAUCUGGUCCGACAGAGCAGAGCGACCAGAAAGUUAUGGGUUCAACCGGUUUACGGACCCCAACACGAUAUUCCGUCAAUUCGUCAUUGCCCCAUUUCGGCAAGGGUGUUUUGGAUAAAAGUUGGCAGCUGAAAGCCACUUAUGUAGAGAUUUAUAAUGAACAACUCAGAGACCUCCUCCUCCCUGAUACCACACCCCUUGCAGAGCGAGGUUCUGUUACCAUCCGCGAAGAUACCAAGGGACGGAUCCUACUCACGGGCCUGCACCAGGUCAACAUCAACUCAUUCGAGGAUCUUAUCGGGGCUCUGAAUUUUGGUUCCUCUAUUCGACAAACGGAUGCCACCGCGAUCAACGCGAAAUCCUCCCGCUCGCACGCUGUGUUUUCUUUGAACCUAGUCCAGCGCAAAGAUCAGACCUCGAAUCUGUCGACGCGUGAAAAACGAUUAUCGAUGCCUGUCGAAGCCCUCUCUGGAGCUGACAUAUCAAUUACCGUGGAUAGCAAAUUGCACUUUGUUGACCUUGCCGGUAGCGAGCGCUUAAAAAACACUGGUGCAUCUGGAGAACGGGCCAAGGAGGGAAUAUCAAUUAACGCUGGUCUUGCUAGUUUGGGCAAGGUCAUUUCACAACUUUCAUCGAGACAGGCCGGUUCCCACGUCUCAUACCGCGAUUCUAAGCUCACUCGACUACUUCAAGAUUCACUAGGUGGCAAUGCGAUCACUUAUAUGAUUGCCUGCGUUACACCUGCCGAGUUCCACCUUAGUGAGACUCUAAACACCGUACAAUUAAAAGCUGAGGUAGCAUUUUUGCGCCAACAGAUCAACAAUUCCGAGGGCGGGGAUAGAAGGAGCAAUGUCCCCCAAGAACGCGCAGAACGUCAAAAUGAAAGAGAAAUAGAACUACAGAAUCACCUUUUGGAUGUUCAAGAGAGCUAUACUGCACUAAGCCAGCGACAUGCCAAACUGAUCUCAGAACUGACAAAGGCUACUGAUUUUACUGGGGAUACUGACGACCUACAAAAUCUGCUUGGUGAUAGUGCGAUGGAAAGGCUGAAGCGCUCCCAUUCAUUCGCAGAGUCUGUCGAGCAAGUGGUAUUGGAGUAUGAGAAGACAAUUCAAAGCUUGGAAUCAUCGUUGUCAAACACACGCUCCUCACUGUCCAACACUGAAAGCAGCCUUCUAGAAAAGGAGACCAAGUGUGCCUAUAUUGAGACUGUAAAUGCCCAGCUACAGGCCCGUAUUCAGAAGAUGAUGGAUCGUGAAGCAAAUACUGAACAUUACCUACAUGAGCUCGAGUCCAAACUUGAUGGCCAUACCACUGGUGAAGAGAAGAACGCUGCUAUUAUUGCUGAGCUACGCAAGGAAAUCGCUCGUGCGCGUGAAAAUGAAGCCAGCUGUGAAGACUACAUAUCGACACUGGAGGAACGACUGGCGGAGGCUGAUCAAGACAUGGAGCUGAUGCAACGCGAAAUGGAUAGAUUAGAGCACGUUAUAGAUCGCCAACGCAGCCUGGGUAAACUUGAUACCCUAUUGUACGAGCUCGACCAUAUCCAACAGAAUGGCGCUAAGUCGGAUGAUGGCAAAGGGGACACUCUCAACCACACAUACACUCACACCGCUCCUGUUGCGGGUAGGGAACUCCCGAAGACCCGAAAGCGGGGCCUAUCUCAAUCUCUCGAUGUGCUGAUGGAGGCUGUUGAAACUGCUAUUCCUGAAUCAGAUGAUGAUUUCGGAGAGAUUCCUCCAGAGUCUGGGUCAGGCCCUUCCGAACGAGAAGAGGUGGGAGCUCGUAACGGCGAAGUUGAUGACAACGACGGACUGAAGACGCUGCAGAAAGCCUCUGGAGAGAGCAAUGGCCAAAAUCUAACCACAGACCACGAUUACCCUCCACAGAGCCCUGCUCAGUCCCGGUUUGUUGCGGAAAAGCUGGAGGAUGUGACGCAAGAACUGUUUGAACUUAGAAUACAGCACGAGACCACCACCAAUGAAUACGAUCUUCUUCAUGCAAAAUAUGAAGAGGCCCUUCGCACCCUUGCUGAGCUUCAGGAUGCCGUUGAUGAGGCUCGCCAUCCUGCGAAUGCGGCUGCUGCUGCAACUCCGAUGACCAGCUCUCGGCCAGUGUCUUUUUUAGAAGACUCGAGAUUACAGGCGCUCAGGUCUGGCGGACAGCCUUCAUCUUCGCGAUUACUCUCCUCGGAGUUGUCCUUGGCCGAGCAGUCAGCUAUUACACAGGAGCACUCAGAGAACGGGCACCAGGGCAAUUCCGACCUACAAAAUGCAUUCGACACGGAUGAGCCUAAUCAUACUGACGUGGAAAAUAUGCAGAAGUUGCUACAAGAACACCAGCACGGCAUGAGCUUAGUGACGCAGAAAUAUGCCCAGCUCCAGUCGGAACAUGAGGAGACCUUGAACCUGGUUGAAGAUCUGAAACAGGAGCUCCAGCGCACAAAGUCUUCCUCGCCCACGACUCCGUCACCCAAGGCUCAGGUGAUCCGACGCAUGACCAGUCAGAACAUGACAACCGUUGACCGCGCACAUCGCUCUCUCGCGUCUCUGAGGAACAUUGCCACCGAAGAAUUUGAAGGCAAGCCCGAUACCAUGCAGACUUUCGAAGUCAGCCUCAACACUGCAAUGCAUGAGCUGCACAUUCGCAUGGAGCGAAUUCAAGCUCUUGAGGCUGAGAACAAGAAUGUCAAGAAGGAGAUGGAGACCAAGGCAACUAUUAUUUCCGGUCUGACCAGGGAACGAUCUAGUCUUUCCGGUUCGUCGCCGAUGGAUAUCUCUGUAGUCUCACAGAUGCGGGAUCAGAUCCUGCAGCAUGAGAACCAAAUCAAGGAGAUGCAGGAAGCGCAUGAUGCCCGGGAGAAGGAAUUGACAGCUAAAGUUCAAAGUUUGAACGAGUUGUUGGGGACACAGAAGGCUCUAGUGUUUGAGAAAGAUGAACAGAUUAUUGCUCAGAAUCAAAAGAUUGUACAACUUGAGGAAGCAAACUCCGAUUGGGAAAUCAAACACCAAGGCGUCUUCGAGUCUUUGCAAUCGUCUGAAAAUAAACUUCAAGCCACCCUUGUUGAACUGCAAGCUGCGCUGGCGGAGCGAGCGGAAUGGCAGAGCAAACACCGUACCGCGGCUGAAUCUCUCCAAUCUUCUGAAAAGCAGCUACAAAACACAAUGGUCGAGUUGGAAGCUGCUCUCGCUAAUAUUGACGCCCUGCGAAGUGAGCGCAACGAAGUCGAGGGAGCCAGUGCGGAUGAAAUGGCUGCAGCUGCGAAAAGCCUUGAGACUGCCCGGGUUAAAAAUCAAGAGCUUGUGGACGGUCUUAAGUUUAAUAUUGAAGAGCAGAAAAGCACAAUUUCUACUCACUUGUCCACCAUCUCCGGAUUGGAAUCGUCUCUCGCCGCCGCCAAGGAGGAGAUUUCUCAACAUGAGAACGACGGCCGUUCAAGCAAUAGUGAAUUGGAGUCAUACCGUGCUCGCGUUGCUGCUUUAGAGCAAGAGAUCGAAUCCCACAAAGCUACCGUUGAGGCGCAGAAAGCGGAACUUAUGUCCCUACAAGAGGCACACAAGCAAGAGCUGGAGGAGCUAGAGGUCAAGGUCAAGGCUGCUGCUGAGGCACAACAUGAAUCACGAAUGGCGGAGGAGAACGUUCGCAAUGAGCAGGCUGUUAGCGCUCUACGAGCGGAAAUCUCUGCAUCCAAAAACGAACUGGCGAAAUUGUUGUCUGGUGUCACUGCAGCUUUGAAUGCUCCUGUCACCGUCAAUAGUCUCCAGGAGCAAAUUGAAGACCUCCUUUCUCAGAAACAGCAAUUCGCUGAGAAAUACUCUGCACUGUUCGAUACCAAUGAAGAUCUCGUGAAAGAAUUGGAGACGAAGACAAGCAGCCAUGCCAAACUCGAGAGACAAUUCACCGACCUGACGGAGAAGUCCAGUCGACACGAAGCCAAGAUGACGGAGCUUGCUCAUCUCGUUGCUAGCCAUGAGGAUGCUCUCAAGGAGAAAGAGGAUCUCAUCAAGAAAAAGGACGCGAUUAUCAAUGAGAUCACCGUUGAGAAACAGAAGAGUGCCCGCCUCGUGGAGGAGCUGGAGGAGCAGAUUACAAAUACCUUCGAUCAACAUCAUAACCGCCUUUCUGUGAUUCAACAAGAGAGACACCAAGCGCUUGAUGAGGCGAAUCUCAAGAUUGGGAAUUUGGAGAAAGAGAUCGAGAGUUAUCGGAUUCGUAUUGAGCAACUGGAAAACCAGGGUCAAAUGCGGAACGGUGAUGCACCGUCAUCGAUCGAUCGCACUGGCUCCAUGACGUCGAACCUCCGAAAGAGUGCAUCAGCAGCAUCACUACCGUCGCCUCCGCCGGCCAUUCCUCUCCCCCCUCUUCCAAACAUCGCCGCGCAGACUGGAAGCAUAUCCCCACCCAGCUCACGACAUACCAGCAAGGAACUCGUCAAUGCCCAGCUCGUUGAAGACCAGGAAGCGCGCAUCCGCACGAUCGAGAAGCACCUACACGCCGAGAAACAACUAACUGCCACUCUCGAGGAAGCACUGGGCGAUCUCGAGGCUCAGAGCAACAAAGUGAAGACGGAGAUGGAGGCGUGGAAGAAGAAGGCAUGGCAGUACGAGGACGAGCUGACGCAGUUACGGUCUGAACGGAAUUCAACGAGAUUGUCCAUCCAGGCAGUAGAGGAGGAACGGAAUGCACGGCGGGAGGCGGAGGCUGCGCGGGCGCAUUUGGAGGAGAAGAUGAAUGCGAUUAGUAAGAAAAAGAAGAAGAGUACGCUGAACUGUUUUUAG
Histoplasma mississippiense is the source of this 5223-nucleotide messenger RNA. RefSeq lists its product as hypothetical. Lineage: Eukaryota; Fungi; Ascomycota; Eurotiomycetes; Onygenales; Ajellomycetaceae. The transcript has 6 exons. Gene Ontology annotation, biological process: microtubule-based movement; mitotic spindle organization. The coding region runs from base 1 to 5223 and encodes 1740 amino acids. The record is from RefSeq and is a predicted model, not a curated record. Gene Ontology annotation, molecular function: microtubule motor activity; microtubule binding; ATP binding.